Molecule: messenger RNA, 1889 nt
Organism: Polyodon spathula (Mississippi paddlefish)
Lineage: Eukaryota; Metazoa; Chordata; Actinopteri; Acipenseriformes; Polyodontidae
Gene: plbd2
Product: phospholipase B domain containing 2
Exons: 12
Coding region: 10-1704 (564 amino acids)
Biological process (GO): phospholipid catabolic process
Cellular component (GO): extracellular region
Molecular function (GO): glycerophospholipase activity
Source: RefSeq, a predicted model, not a curated record
UGACCAGAGAUGGUCACAAAGAUGGCUCCUGUCUGUGAGUUUGGUCGGUGCAAGUCUUACUGUACAGUGUUCGUGUGUGUGACGCUCUCGGCUCUUCUGAUCCGUGUUCAGACAGAGAUCAGCUCGGUCGUUCUGGACAAGCAGACGGGUCAGCUGAAAGUGACCUCAGAGCUGGACCCCGACUUUAUCGCGUGGGCGAAUUUCACUGAUCAAAUUAAACAAACCGGGUGGGCGUACCUGGAGGUCACUACAAGUGGGAAAUACAAUGACAGUCUGCAGGCGUAUGCUGCUGGACUGGUGGAAGCAGCACUCACCCAGCAGCUUAUCUACAUGCACUGGAUGAACACCAUGGUGGGAUACUGUGGACCCUACAAAUACGACACCGGAUACUGCCAGCGCCUGAAGGAUUACAUCAUCCGCAACCUGCAAUGGAUGCAGGGGCAGAUGGAGAGUGGCGAGGACCCCCAGUACUGGCACCAGGUUCGCUUGGCACUGCUGCAGCUGCGUGGUUUGGAGGACAGCUACAACGACCAGAUUCUCCUCCCUCUAGGAUCCUUCUCCUUGAACCCCUUCGGAUUCCUGCUAUUCAAUCUGGGCGGAGACCUGGAGGAUCUUGAAUCCGCCCUAAACAAGACGGACCAAUCACGAGCACUGGGCUCCGGCUCCUGCUCCGCCCUCAUCAAGCUGUUGCCAGGCAAUAAGGACCUGCUGGUGUCCCAUGACACCUGGAAUAACUACCAGUCCAUGCUGCGCAUCAUGAAGAAGUACUCCUUUGCUUUCCAGGCCUCUCCUCAAGCGGAGUCCACUAUCCCUGGAGGGGUCCAGGCCUUCUCCUCCUACCCGGGCUCCAUAUUCUCAGGGGACGACUUCUACAUUCUGAGCAGUGGAUUGGUUACCCUGGAAACAACGAUCGGGAACAGUAACCCCGCCCUCUGGAAGUUCGUCACUCCUGAGGGGACGGUGAUGGAGUGGUUGCGGAACAUGAUAGCCAAUCGGCUGGCAAAGACAGGAAAGGAGUGGGCGGGGCUAUUCAGCAAGUUCAACAGUGGAACGUACAAUAACCAGUGGAUGAUUAUUGAUUACAAUUACUUUACCCCUGGGAAGACAGACAUCAAGGAGAACCUGUUUACUGUUUUGGAGCAGAUUCCGGGCCUCAUUAUGAUUGCAGAUAAAACUGAGGAGUUGUUCCGGAAGGGCUACUGGGCGAGCUAUAACAUACCGUACUUUGAGCGCAUCUUCAAUGCCAGUGGUGGGCCUGAACUGGUGCAGCAGUAUGGAGACUGGUUCUCCUUCGACUUGAACCCGCGAGCACAGAUCUUCCGUCGAAACCACAGCCAGGUCAUCGACAUGGAGUCCAUGAUCCGCCUCAUGAGGUACAAUAACUUUCUGGAGGACCCCCUGUCUGUGUGCCAGGGCUGUAACCCCCCUCACAAUGGGGAGAACGCCAUCUCCGCCCGCUCGGACCUCAACCCGGCUAACGGGACAUACCCCUUCGGAGCCCUGAAGCAGAGACCCCACGGAGGCACUGACAUGAAGGUCACUUCCUUCUCCCUGUAUCGAGACUACCAGCUCCUGGCUGUCAGUGGGCCCACGUGGGACCAGGUGCCCCCCUUCCAGUGGAGCAGCUCCCCCUACAACCGGCUGCUGCAUAUGGGGCACCCUGACACCUGGGCCUUCCCUGUGGUGAGAGUGUUCUGGGGCUGAAGGGAAGGGCUGCUCCUUCCCAGGCAGAGGGCGGGAAACCUGCUCAGCCUUUUCUUACCACACCUCAAAGCAAUGCCUUGUUUUUAUCUGCUUCGUGAAACCAAUAUGAAAAAUAAUCAGUCUUAUUCCAGUAUCCUCUUUAGAUGUGUAACAUACAUUUUGAAUUGUGCAGUUCUGAUGCGCAU